UUCCGUUUCUUGCCUUCUUCUUCUUCCGGUUCCUCUUCCGAUCACCGACGGAGAAGGAAAGGGCGGCGGCGAUUUCAGCAAACAGGAGGUGGGGUGUUUUAUGGCUGAGCUCCGGUGUAUGGCUGAUUUCAUGAGGAUGCCCUCUUUUCUAGUGAUUGAAUUUGUUAUAUCAACCAUGUAUUGUUGUUCUUUCUCUAGAUGCUUUGUUCUAUAAUUUUAUUCUGAUUCUGUCUACCACCGUCUUCUAAAUUCAUGUUUGCCAAAUCAAUCUUGUUAUUUUUUCUUUAUUGGUGUAUUAGCACGGCAACUUAAUUCUUGGUUCUCAUGCUUCGUGUUGUUACAUGAACGUUUUGUGUACUCAUGUUAAUUGAUUCUUUUUAAUAGUUUCCUAUAGGUGUCGAGCAGAAAGGAGAUGAAAAGCCAAAGCAGUUACGUGCCGCCUCCUUAUAUUCCAUUAGAUCGGUCUGAACCAGAAGUAGAGACUCUUCCGAGCAGCGGUGACCCAGCUAUUCGUCAGCCCAUAAGUGCUGGGCCAACACACUGGUCUUCUGGAAUCUGUGCUUGCUUCGAUGACAUGCAGAGCUGUUGUAUAGGUCUUUUCUGUCCUUGCUAUCUGUUUGGAAAGAAUGCAGAGGUUCUCGGUUCUGGAACUUUAGUGGGAUCAUGCUCGACCCAUUUCUUGCUGUGGGCUCUUGUCAAUACCGUAUGUUGUUUGUUGACUGAUGGCAUUUUAUUGGGGCUACCUGGAUGCUUCGUUGCAUGUUAUGCUUGUGGCUAUCGAAGGGCUCUAAGAUCAAAGUACAAUUUAGAGGAAGCGCCUUGUGGGGACUUUGUCACUCAUUGUUUCUGCCAUCUCUGUGCAAUUUGUCAAGAAUACAGGGAAAUCCGUGAGCGAUCUGGUGAUGCAAACCCUCCUGAUCUUACAUUAGCAGUGGUCACGGCUCCGCCCGUGCAGACAAUGGACUCUCGUCCAAAACAGUAGGGUUAUCUUUUAAACCAGUCCUGCAGCAUGCCACUUCCUCCUGCAUUGACUUCACUUUUGGGGUCUGGUCUCUCUUGAUACAUCUGUAUGGCGCACUGUUGAUUGAAUCCUUAGGUUAGAACUGACAUGAAUAAGCCACACUUCAUGGAUUCUUAUUUUCUUUGGAGACUUCGUUUUCUCAGGCGUUAUUAUAGAGUUGUCUUCAGUCCUUCGCCAGGAGAGAAAGAAACAGAACCAUCGGCACUCUUGUAUUCUGUACGUGCCUUUUAGUUCAUUGUUGCAGGGAGGGUGUACAUGAUGAUUCAGCUUGACUUGUGUUAUGGUGUUGUUUGGUUUCAUUGGGAGCUUCUAAUAAAAGUAUAUUUGAUCUGCGAA
This is a messenger RNA of Syzygium oleosum, 1357 nucleotides long. Its product is annotated as protein PLANT CADMIUM RESISTANCE 10. The transcript is spliced from 4 exons. The record is from RefSeq and is a predicted model, not a curated record. NCBI's taxonomy places the organism in Eukaryota, Viridiplantae, Streptophyta, Magnoliopsida, Myrtales, Myrtaceae. The coding region runs from base 413 to 982 and encodes 189 amino acids.